UGGGCUUUCUUCUGCGAGUUGGAUUCUUUUUCCAGAUCAGGUUCCCAAUUAGAGUAGGCUUCUGACUGUUCUUGGAGUUGGAUUCCCAGCAGGAAUGAGCUUGCGAUUCCUUCUUGACCCGGGUUGUCCAACUUAUAUAAAUACAGGGCUUCUCUUCACUCUUUCUCACAUCGCAAACUUAACUUCUCUACUUUCUAGCUUGAGAAAGAUCUUGGAGAAUUUGUACUGCUUGUCGAAGAGAGGAGUUGCCGUGCAUCCAAAUUGUCUGUUGAUCAUGUCUUCUGAAGAUGGUAGGAAGUCAAAGCUCCCUUCUGCUGAGAAGACCCGAGUAGGAGCUACUCUAGCGUCAUCUGCAAGGGUCAAACAUCUUGUUGGUGUAGAUAGCAAGAAGAAAGGUGGUAUGCACAACAUUAAGGAUGUCCCCCUUAAGCCUCUUGCUGAUGAAUGUGGAGAUCGUGAUCUGCUCCGUGAAAUAGUCCGUGCGCGAUCUAGUUCACCUGUUAAGAGGCAAAGAGAUGCAGAUGUUCAUAUCCGAAGUUCGGGUCGUUUGUCCCAGUCGAAGAGUGGAGGUCGAUCUGGGAGGUCUGCUCAUCCACCCAACCACCAUGAUCCUGCUGUUGAGUCACGAGCAGUCAAGCGUGGAGUUGAUUCGUCGCCACCAAUUCCUUUGGAAGUGAGGUUGGCAGAGGCUAAGAAAGCGAAAGAGUCAUCUGCUCGGGCGAAAGGUUCUUCUGCAACAUCCGCAGCUGAUCCCCAGGUGGACAAGUCCAGCCCUGCAGGGGAUGCAGGAGUGUCUGAUCUGCUCAAGACGCAUUUUCUAUCAAGUCCAUCCGCUUGUGCUGGGCUGUUUGAUCAAAUCCGUCAAGCUGGUGAUCUUGGUACCUUUUCAAGUCUUUCCUUGGAAAAACAAAGGGAAGCCACACUUCAUCUGCUUCAAAAAGGAGUUGUUUUUGCUGCUGAGACCAUUCGAAAUUCGAGAGACCUCCGGACGGAUUCCCUCGACUUGGUCCUGAUUCUUUGA
This is a messenger RNA of Prunus avium (sweet cherry), 1021 nucleotides long. Lineage: Eukaryota; Viridiplantae; Streptophyta; Magnoliopsida; Rosales; Rosaceae. The record is from RefSeq and is a predicted model, not a curated record.